AUGGUUAAAAAAUGGUGGGAAUCUUUUAAGGCGGAAGGUCACCCGGGAUUCAUACUUUUCCAGAAAUUGCAUUUACUAGAGAGAAAAUUGGCGUGGUGGAAGGAGGAGAUCCACAGUAAGCAGGAAGAAGAAACAGGUGCCAUCCUUUCUAAACUCCAAUCCUUACAUAUCAAAGAGGAGGGACAACUUUUGUCUACAGAAGAGUUCGCAAGAAGGGAGAUGCUCACAGUCCAAUAUAAAAGCCGAUUGAGGGAAGUUGAGAUCAAAUGGAAACAUCGUUUAAGGGCUACAUGGCUAAAAGGAGACAAUAACACAAAAUUCUUUCAUGGAAUAGCUAGUGCAAGGACAAGGGUGAGUAAAAUUCAUAGCGUGGUAAUGGACGGUGUUAGAGUGGAAGAAAAAGGCUCAGUGAUAGAGGUCAUUGUUAACUUUUACAAGAAUUUGCUGACCAGUGAAGGUGUUGUAUGUUCGAAGCUAGAUAAUUUGUCUUUCCAAACCACUUCGCCUGAAGAUGCAGUGGUGAUUGAGCGCAAAGUAUCAGAGGAAGCGAUAAAGGGCGUCAUUGAUGAAUUAGGUAGAGAUAAGGAGCCAGGACCGGAUGGAGAUAGUGUUUUUUCAAAUUUUCUGGAAUACGGUUAA
Messenger RNA from Magnolia sinica, 639 nucleotides. RefSeq lists its product as uncharacterized. The coding region runs from base 1 to 639 and encodes 212 amino acids. The record is from RefSeq and is a predicted model, not a curated record. NCBI's taxonomy places the organism in Eukaryota, Viridiplantae, Streptophyta, Magnoliopsida, Magnoliales, Magnoliaceae. The transcript has a single exon.